Messenger RNA from Equus quagga, 2589 nucleotides. It is a transcript of the gene DPP6, whose product is annotated as dipeptidyl peptidase like 6. Gene Ontology annotation, biological process: proteolysis. Gene Ontology annotation, molecular function: dipeptidyl-peptidase activity; serine-type peptidase activity. Lineage: Eukaryota; Metazoa; Chordata; Mammalia; Perissodactyla; Equidae. The record is from RefSeq and is a predicted model, not a curated record. The transcript is spliced from 26 exons. The coding region runs from base 1 to 2589 and encodes 862 amino acids.
AUGGCUUCGCUGUACCAGAGGUUCACGGGCAAGAUCAACACCUCGCGGUCGUUCCCGGCGCCCCCGGAGGCGAGCCACCUCCUGGGCGGCCAGGGGCCCGAGGAAGACGGCGCGGGGCCCAAGCCCCUCGGAGCCCAAGCGCCGGCGGCGGCGCCCCGGGAGCGCGGCGGCGGCGGCGCGGGUGGCCGGCCCCGGUUCCAGUACCAGGCGCGGAGCGACUGUGACGACGAGGACGAGCUGGUGGGGAGCAAUCCUCCACAAAGAAACUGGAAAGGAAUCGCGAUCGCUCUCCUUGUGAUUCUGGUCAUCUGCUCCCUGAUUGUCACCUCGGUCAUACUGCUGACACCAGCGGAAGAUAACAGUCUGUCUCAAAAGAAGAAGGUCACCGUGGAAGAUCUCUUCAGCGAGGAUUUCAGAAUUCACGAUCCUGAAGCCAAGUGGAUAAGCGAUAAAGAAUUCAUCUACAGAGAACAGAAAGGGAAUGUGAUACUACGGAAUGUUGAAACAAAUAUGUCUACAGUGUUAAUAGAAGGCAAAAAAAUUGAAUCAUUAAGAGCCAUCAGAUAUGAAAUCUCUCCAGAUAAAGAGUAUGCUCUUUUUUCCUAUAACGUGGAACCAAUAUAUCAACACUCCUAUACUGGAUAUUAUGUCCUGAGCAAAAUUCCUCAUGGGGACCCUCAAAGUCUAGAUCCACCAGAAGUCAGCAAUGCAAAACUUCAGUAUGCAGGAUGGGGCCCCAAAGGCCAGCAGCUGAUAUUUAUCUUCGAAAACAAUAUCUACUACUGUGCACACGUCGGGAAGCAGGCCAUCCGCGUGGUCUCCACUGGGAAGGAAGGCGUGAUUUACAAUGGCCUUAGUGACUGGCUGUACGAAGAGGAGAUUUUGAAGACCCACAUUGCCCACUGGUGGUCUCCUGAUGGCACAAGGCUGGCCUACGCCACCAUCAACGACUCACGCGUGCCCGUCAUGGAGCUCCCAACCUAUACCGGCUCCAUCUACCCCACCGUGAAGCCCUACCACUACCCCAAGGCUGGAUGUGAAAACCCCAGUAUUUCCCUCCACGUCAUUGGCCUAAAUGGACCCACCCAUGAUCUGGAGAUGAUGCCACCUGACGACCCACGAAUGAGGGAGUACUACGUCACCAUGGUGAAAUGGGCCACCAGCACCAAGGUCGCCGUGAACUGGUUGAGCCGGGCACAGAACGUGUCCAUCCUCACCCUCUGCGACGCCACCACUGGGGUCUGCACAAAGAAACAUGAGGAUGAAAGUGAAGCCUGGCUCCACAGACAGAAUGAAGAACCGGUGUUCUCCCAGGACGGCCGGAAGUUCUUCUUCGUCAGAGCAAUCCCGCAGGGAGGCCAAGGGAAAUUUUAUCAUAUCACCGUGUCUUCGUCCCAGCCCAACAGCAGCAAUGACAACAUACAGUCCAUCACCUCUGGGGACUGGGACGUGACCAAGAUCCUGUCCUACGAUGAGAAGCGGAAUAAGAUCUACUUCCUCAGCACGGAAGACCUACCGAGGAGACGCCAGCUCUACAGUGCCAGCACCGUGGGCAACUUCAACAGGCAGUGCCUGUCCUGCGACCUGGUGGACAACUGCACCUACUUCAGUGCCUCCUUCAGCCACAGCAUGGACUUCUUCCUGCUCAAGUGCGAAGGUCCUGGAGUCCCCACGGUGACCGUGCACAACACCACAGACAAGAAAAAAAUUUUUGACCUAGAAACAAACGAACACGUACAGAAGGCCGUAAAUGACAGACAGAUGCCUAAAGUGGAGUACAGGAAAAUCGAGAUUGACGAUUAUAACUUGCCCGUUCAGAUCCUCAAGCCAGCUACCUUCACCGACACUGCCCACUACCCCUUGCUCCUGGUGGUGGAUGGCACCCCAGGGAGCCAGAGCGUGGCGGAGAAGUUUGAGGUGACCUGGGAAACGGUGAUGGUGAGCAGCCAUGGAGCCGUGGUGGUGAAAUGUGACGGCCGAGGCAGUGGCUUCCAAGGAACUAAGCUCCUGCAUGAAGUGAGGAGAAGGCUGGGCUCCCUGGAGGAGAAGGACCAGAUGGAGGCUGUGCGGACGAUGCUGAAAGAGCAGUACAUCGACAAGACGCGUGUGGCCGUGUUUGGGAAGGAUUAUGGCGGGUACCUGAGCACUUACAUCCUCCCAGCAAAGGGUGAAAACCAAGGUCAGAUUUUCACCUGCGGCUCUGCCCUGUCUCCAAUAACAGACUUCAAGCUCUACGCAUCUGCAUUUUCCGAGAGGUACUUGGGCCUCCACGGACUUGACAACAGAGCAUACGAGAUGACCAAGGUGGCCCAUCGCGUGUCAGCGCUGGAGGAACAGCAGUUUCUGAUCAUUCACGCAACCGCUGAUGAAAAAAUCCAUUUCCAGCACACCGCAGAACUCAUCACACAACUAAUUAAGGGAAAGGCUAAUUACAGCUUGCAGAUUUACCCGGAUGAAAGCCAUUACUUUAACAGCGCCUCCCUCAAACAGCACCUCUACCGUUCCAUCAUCAACUUCUUUGUGGAAUGCUUCAGGAUUCAGGACAAACUCCCGACAGCCACAGCAAAAGAGGAGGAGGAGGAGGACUGA